AUGAUCAUCCCCGUGAGAUGCUUUACAUGUGGGAAAGUUGUUGGAAAUAAAUGGGAAGCGUACUUGGGCCUUCUUCAGGCUGAAUAUACAGAAGGGGAUGCUUUGGAUGCCCUGGGACUGAAGCGGUACUGUUGCCGGCGGAUGUUGCUUUCUCAUGUAGAUCUGAUUGAGAAGCUGCUGAAUUACGCACCCUUAGAAAAGUGA
Staurois parvus is the source of this 204-nucleotide messenger RNA. Lineage: Eukaryota; Metazoa; Chordata; Amphibia; Anura; Ranidae. The record is from the annotation of a GenBank genome assembly.